UUAACACGUUACAUCAUGACAGCUGACUGAUCGGAUUGAUUUGACGUUUGGAUGUGUCCUUGGUGUCCCUUUUUCUUAUAGAAUAAAGUAGUUGUUAAAAAUGGUAGUACACGUAUUUCCUGUAGCAAAACUCGGAGCCCUUCUAAUAAAACAAAUAAGUAAACCCAUCGCAAACGCUGUUAAACAGGGGGCGAAGAGUUCACCAGUUUUUAGAAAAUAUGUCUGUCUACCUCCUGCACAAUUUUAUAACUGGUGCGAAACCAAGACAAAAAUGUGGCUUUUGCAUCUAGGACAACCGGUGAACCUUACAGUAUUAAAUGAAGCUGCUUCUAUAGAAUUAGGUGCAAAUUUAUUAGGAGAAACAGUCAUAUUUGCCAUUGCUGCAGGGAUUUUAGUAUUAGAGUAUAACAGGAGUUCGAAAAAAGAAGCUGCAAAAGAAGAAGCUCGAUUAAAAGAGAUACAGGACUUGAAAGAUUCUUUAAGGGAUUUGUUUAUACAAACAGAGGAACAAGGAGCUCAUAUUCGAGAAUUGACUAGACAGCUAGGAUAUUCUAACAGGGGUGGAACAACGAAAGUCAAACACCCUGAAGAAUUUCCUCCCAAAAAAGAACCACCUCAGGGACCUCCACAAUUAAUUCCUCCAUCUAGAAAAAUAAAAGAAGUUGAAGAAAACGUAGAAAAUACAGACUUGUUAGUAAAUUCUAAUUUUAAACCAUUACGAGGCGUGAUAUUUAAAGCUAUAAGCUCUGUGGAAAACACAAUGUUGUUUGAUCCACAUGGAAAAAGAGAACCUGGUGUAAUAAUGACGGCUUUAAACUUAUUGUACAAAGACGUGUACCAUAGUAGGUUGACAUUCUGAUGUAGUUAAUUUCUAAUCGUCUUUGGUUUGUUAAGUUUAAAAUAUAUUUAAGUUUAAACAUUUUUACUGUAAGCUGAUCUAAAAAUAAAGUGCGCUAAAGUAUU
Zophobas morio is the source of this 963-nucleotide messenger RNA. Its product is annotated as optic atrophy 3 protein homolog. Gene Ontology annotation, biological process: regulation of lipid metabolic process. The transcript has 4 exons. NCBI's taxonomy places the organism in Eukaryota, Metazoa, Arthropoda, Insecta, Coleoptera, Tenebrionidae. The record is from RefSeq and is a predicted model, not a curated record. Gene Ontology annotation, cellular component: mitochondrion. Bases 101 to 859 code for a protein of 252 amino acids.